Messenger RNA from Vicia villosa (hairy vetch), 568 nucleotides. RefSeq lists its product as uncharacterized. Bases 170 to 568 code for a protein of 132 amino acids. The transcript has 4 exons. NCBI's taxonomy places the organism in Eukaryota, Viridiplantae, Streptophyta, Magnoliopsida, Fabales, Fabaceae. The record is from RefSeq and is a predicted model, not a curated record.
AGGGAUUUUACAGGAGGAGGAGUCUGUUGCAUCACUAAAAGAGGCAUCCCCUCGGGAGUCACAACAAGUGACGCAGCAGGUUCGUAGCGUACCACCCACUGGUCCUCCGAAGCAAGCGGCAAAAAAAGGCGGUGCUUUUGUGCCUCGAUACCGGUCGACACUCGCAACAAUGGUUGAUAUGUCCGAUUUGAAGGAUGGUGCUUUACGUGAAAUCAAUAUGGAUGAAAGUGUCUUCGGUAUUGAAUUCAAGUCACAUAUUACAAUUGAUGACUUGGAAGAGAUUUUUAGGCAUGAUCAACUAGGCGUCGGUAAUAUGCACUCAUACAUCCGGUUGUUGUAUGACAGAGUGUUGCGCGGGACUGCAUUGUCUAACAGAUUCCGUUUCGUGUCUUCCGCCCAUUGCAGCGGAAUGACAAUUGCUUCGGAACCGAAAUCAUUUAGACAGUGCAUUAGAAUGACCACUUUUUUGCGAGGGAAUAAGUACCUUAAAAUAGCAUUGCAAGGAGUUAAGCCCUCGACAACCUCGCAUCAAAAGUUUCAAAUAUACACAUGCAUUAUGAAGGGUUAA